Pediculus humanus corporis (human body louse) is the source of this 1365-nucleotide messenger RNA. Its product is annotated as limbic system-associated membrane protein precursor, putative. Gene Ontology annotation, cellular component: neuronal cell body; plasma membrane; axon. Lineage: Eukaryota; Metazoa; Arthropoda; Insecta; Psocodea; Pediculidae. The transcript is spliced from 10 exons. Gene Ontology annotation, molecular function: protein binding; axon guidance receptor activity. The record is from RefSeq and is a predicted model, not a curated record. Gene Ontology annotation, biological process: synapse organization; homophilic cell-cell adhesion. The coding region runs from base 1 to 1365 and encodes 454 amino acids.
AUGAAAAAUGUCUUUUACGGCGUUUACUGCCACCUGAAUCUCCAGCAAAUAGACGGCCCUGCAUUUACAACAGCCGGUAAAACAUAUAAAGUCGUUACGCAAGAUACAAUCGUUUUACCCUGUGACGUCAUUAAUUUGGGAAAUUACGUUUUGGUAUGGAAAAGAGGAAUCGCAGUACUUACCGCUGGAACUGUUAAAGUGACUCCAGAUCCGAGAAUUCAAUUAAUCGACGGUUAUAAUUUACAAAUACGAGACGUGCAAACUCACGAUGCUGGAAAUUACAUAUGUCAAAUCGGUACCAUGGUACCAUUGGAAAUAACUCACACUCUCGAAAUACUCGUGCCACCGAGAAUACAUCACGUCACUUCCGGCGGAAAUGUUGAAGUUAAAAAAGGUCAAACGGUUACGUUAGAAUGUCGUGCAUCUGGAAAUCCAGUUCCGUCCGUCGCAUGGAGUCGAAAGAAUAACGUUCUUCCAUCUGGAGAAAAAAGUAGAGAAGGUUCCAGCAUAACGAUCGAACAAGCGACUCGACACCAGGCUGGAACUUAUCUUUGUACAGCAUCAAAUGGAGUCGGAGAUUCGGCCAUACAAUCCAUCAAUCUUCACGUUUUGUAUCCACCGGAAGUUGAAGUCGAAAGAAGUUGGGUACAUUCUGGUGAAGGUUUCGAAGCUCAACUUGUUUGCAUCGUACACGCAGAUCCACCAUCCGACGUUUUAUGGUACAGAGAUACAUUGAGACUGGAUACGACAGAAAGGAGAAGUUUUGAAACAAGAGGAAGUCGCCAUACAUUAAUUAUUCGUAAAGUACAAGCAUCGGAUUUUGGAAAUUAUAGCUGCGUUGCUGAUAACACCCUCGGGAAAAUGCGUCAAUAUCUCCAACUUUCAGGUAAACCGAAUCAGGUUGCGUUCAAUAGUAAUCCAGUUAGCAGAUAUCACGACAGUUACAACAUUUCAUGGAUUGUUAACAGUUACACUCCGAUAGAAGAAUUUAAAUUAUUUUUUAGAAGGAUACCUGAAACCGGAAAUCAGGAUUUUAUGUCUUACCAUCAAUAUUCUAGAAAAUACGAAAAGAGAGAAAAUUCAUCUCUGGACCAUUCGCAUCACAUAUUACAUAACAGAAUACACGAUUGGAAUGACGUCAUAUUACCAGCAAUACCAAGCGAAUUGUUCAGUCAGCAAAUGUCUUAUUUGAUAAGAGGUUUGGAACCAUCAUCUCAAUACGAAGCAAGAGUUCAGGCACGUAAUCGUUUCGGAUGGAAUCAAAUCUCGGAAAUUUUUAGAUUUUCAACAAGAGCCAUAGGAUACGCAAAAUUAAUAUUUUUUUUUUUUUUGGAUAAUGAAAUUCACGGUUUAAUGGUAAUUUAA